UUUAGCCAUUUUUUGGCUUAAGCCCAAUUAUCAAUCGAUAAUAAAGAGCUUCAUUACUUCCUCAUAUGAGUAGCAAAGUCAAAGUGUUAGCUUACAAUAUGUGAGGAAUAGUCAAGGAAUUAACGAGGUAUUGGCAAGAAUUAAACCUAUGUGACUACAGUAUGGGAAACACAGGGAGUAAGACUGAAGACCAAUGUGCAAUCCAAGAUCAUGAUUCUAUCAACCAGAACGACUUGGACGGGACGCCGGUGGAUGGCCGUGCUUUGGAAAUGGAGAGACAACAAACGUCUGUAUCUGCAGUGUCCAAGAUAUUAAGAAAUGUGCGAAUACUGCUAACAACCUGCUGUAUGGCAACGAACAUAUUUCACACUGGAGGUCGUAUGUCUGAGUCACCAGGCUUCAUUGAAGUAUUGUCAAGCAUAACUUCCCGAGAAAAUUUUGCGUCUUCGACCACAAGCAAGUCAACAGGAAGUUUCGUGUCUGUGGGAAUUGGACACGUAGACAAUGGAUUUAUCACACCUCUUGAUAUAAAAGAAGAGCAAAGUAACCAAGAGCAACAACCGCAAUUUUGCAAUCACGUAUCGUCAAUAAGGCAGAACUUUAUUUUUCUGUUGGAGGAAUUGUCAAAAGAAGACAUUCGAAACGUACUUGACAUUUUGUAUCAAGAGCAUGAGAUUACAGAAGACUUCAUGGAAAAGGUCAACAUAUUAAGCACGAGAAGAGAAAAGGCGAGAAUGCUUCUUCAAAAAUUGUUGCGUUUAAAAGCAACAGCGUAUGAAGCAUUUUUGGCGGGCUUAGUUAAUUCCGAUCAUUGCAAGGACUACGUCAUAAAUAAACUGCAUGAAUCCACGCUUUCUAUUGCUUUGUGUAACUGUGCGUUAUCAAAAGAGCAAAUGGUAGACCUGUUAUCAUAUAACAGAAAUGUCCUAAAGGGAGCAAUUGACGAACCAGAAAUGAUCGGUGAUUACUUCACUGUUUUUGAUGACAAAUUCGAAACUCUGCAGGAAAAUAUUGCUUCCGAGAAACGCCAAAGAGACAAGGUGAAAGAAAUCAUAAAAUUUGUAAAGAAAAGACUUCCAGAAAGAUUUUGUAUUUUUCAAACAGCUUUAAAGGAAAUGCAUUACGACGAGGUCUUUGAGAUAAUGAACAAGCCGUGCACAAACCGUCAACAAGGAAUAGAAUAUGCGGAUACAGUUGAACAACACAAUUGGCCAAGCGUUGUAUGCAGUUCGUGUGGGAUAGACCCGGGCCAGUUAACCAACGUACUUAAAGUUUCAGAAGCAACGGACGUACAAAUCACGUUUGAGAAUCAAAGACUACACAAAAUUAUCCUGCAAAACUAUCGCAAAAACAGAUGUGCUAUUAACGUAAAGCUAAUGGAGAAAGGUGUUUUACUGUUGGACAUGAAAGAAGGAUCAAUAAUUUUACGCUUAAAGCGGACCGGUCGAUUACCUCUCGACAUAUAUCAGCAUGUUAUAGGCUGGUUACAAACUGUUCUUUGCAACGAAGCACUGCUCCCAGAAUAUCGUACUUCAUGCGAGAGAUUUGAUGCAAAAAUUACUCCGGUUGAAAUUAGAGAUUCAUUAUCGGAUGCGCAUGAUGCUUAUGAUAUUAUUCGCUACAACAAGAGUUUCCUGGCGGAAGAACUAGACGCGAAUGUGUAUAUCGAAUAUCUCUACAGGAAAGGACAUAUCUCAGAUAAAGAUAAGAAAUGCAUUGUGCGUGUCGAAAACAGGAGAGGAAAAAUGAUGACGUUGCUGACUGUCAUACUAAACAAUCCUCCAAUUGUAGCAGAGGAUUUUCUAAACGAAGUUGAAAAUAGCUCAGACAACUGUCUUAGACGUCGUCUAAGGCCAGAUAAAAUAGCAAGCACAUUAUAUAUUGCGAAUAACCUGAUGGAUGUUUUUCCUGGGGUUAUUGAAAUUCUUCCCCUUCGUAUUAUGACUCAUGAGUUGCAAGACUGGCCAAUGCCAGAUGAUGUUCAACAGUUUUUGCAAAUGGAUGUACCAAGAAAAACAAAGGCUACGGUCAUUGUUCAGUAUGUUCUGGCAUCGGAUGAGACCAUUCGAUGCAGAUUUGUCCAGAUAUUGCGCGAUAAAGAUCUUAUUCCAAACGAAGUACUUCACCAUGAAGAAAAACAUGCAUUGACAGAUAAUACUUUAUCACGAAAAUCUGGAGAAAUCGAACGAAACUGCUUUUCAAUUGGUGAAUUUCACGUACUCCGCUUCUCAAGCCAUUCAAGAACACGACUGACACUACAAAAACACCUUGAAAAAGACUCUGACACCGUACACUGUCGAUGGUUUAACUGUUUGGCAUUUUUCAUUCGAUUGUUUUCGACGAGCCAAUAUGAAAUGCAUCAAAUGGAGAAAACGUUGACGACCCGAAAAAGAUCAUUCAGUGCUGAUUCCGGAUACACUGGAUCCUAUCACGCUAGUUCUAUGAAAUCACUGGAUAGAGAUAGAUUCGCUUCUGGUAUGUCAUCCACAUUUUCAGAGAGACGCAUAGACUCCUCUACGAUGCCAAGAAUAAGAGAGUUUAAUUGGGAUUCAGAGGUUUGAUUAUUUUUACUACCAGGGUCUUCUGUGAUGUAAAGGGUCUGCCUAUGAACCGGAUGUAUACAUAAUUGUACCUAUACUGUUGAGUGUGUCCCUGUUUUUAUUAUUGUUAAAAACGAGUUUUCUUGGGUCCGAUACCUAAAACAAGUAAAUGUAUUAAACUUAAUUGAAUAGAACAAUGACCGGUGUAAUUUUAAAUAAAACAUAAUUUAUCACAUCAAUAUAUACACAAUUUUAACAUGGGUUACACAUUAACAAAAUCCAAUUCCCGAAAGAUGGUUUGUAUUUUUUUUUAUAAAUUAAGAAUAUGACAUUUAAAACAAGUUUUGCUGUCAAAUAGAUCAAUAUCACUCACAAAGAUACUCACUUUUAUUGGUUUAUAACCUAACAAAGAAAAAAUUAACCCAACCUAUAAGUCCAAAGGAACACGAAGUCAACUGUAUGCUACCGUUUACAUGCAUAUAUGUAUUUUCUGUUGUGCAUAAUUGGGUAUCUAUAAAUUGGAUGAACAAGAUUUUCUAUUAUUUUUUUUCAAAAGUCCAGAUACCAAAGUCAAUUUUAUUUGAGAAUCAUGUUCGUCUAGUGUCCAGAUGACAUAGUCAAAUUUAUUUAUAAUAAUGUUCGUCCAAUGUCCAGAUACCCAAGUCAAUUUUAUUUUGAGAAUCAUGUUCGUCAAAUGUCUAGAUAUUCAUGUCAAAUAUUUUUGAGAAUCAUGUUUGUCCAGUGUUAAGAUACCUAAAUCGUUAUUUUUACUAAACAUCUAUUUCACAUAAAGUUGUGUAAAUGUAUAUAACUUAUUGUUCUUACUGUUUAGUACCUAGAUAAAGCAUUGUAAUUAGAAUCAGAAAAAGGUAUUGUAUUUAAAUUAAAGAGGCUUUUAUGAUUUAUUAUCUAAAGGGUAUGUUUACAUACAAUCGAUCUAUUAGUGUUGAUUUUUGUCUCUCAUGAAUACAGUUAGAUGAAAGUUUCAUCCAAAUUAUUUUUUUCUUUGGAAUUGGCAAGCAUGACAAUCCGUUUAUUCAUUCCAAAUAAUCACAUAGACAAAAUAUUAUGAAUAUACAUAGUUUUCAUGUCGUAUCAAGAAAUUACAUAAUAAUGAAAAGUAUCUUUUGUAUAUUUCACAAAAUCAUUCAAAAAACGAGAUGACACAUUUUGUUUGAAUAAUGACUUUGAAGACUAUUAGAUCGUAGUACAAAUAAUUAAAGACAUUAACAUAGAAUAAUAUUCGUUCGCUUACAAAAUAUGUCUUAUAAAUACAGUACGUAUUUGGCUAAGCCGAAGGACAACAUUUACAGCAUUAUACUCUUUUUGGUCUUUUUCAUAUUUAUUGAAAAUAUAAUGUGUAUUAAAGUUCUGUUAAAACCACCUUUUUUGAACACGUCAGUUCCAAAAAACAGAAAAGUAGGGCGAAUGUAUGAAACAAAUGUUCGUAAUCUUCUAAUCCAUUACAACUGAUACACAGAGAGGAAUCUUUUAUCUUAACAAAAUUAACAAGUAAACAAAUUAAAGUUGAUCGGAACGAGAUUAUGAAGUAAUUCUAUAUUAAAUUAUUGUUCUCUGUCAACGACUGAUUUCGUGUUAUAUGAUACCAAUUUUUGCAAUUAAUAUUCUCAUGUAUGCGCUGAUUCUAAGUGUGCAUAAAGGGCUUUUCAAAAUUGUGUUUUAUGUAGAUCUGGUAGGUGUCUAUUCGUCAUGUCAUUAAGAGGUAUGAUUUUGCAUGUUAGUAAUAUUUUUAUGUUUACUUUUGUAUUCAUUGAUGUGUCAGUUGUUGGCGUGUUUGUCAAGCGAUUUGGAACGGCUUUUCUUAGAAUAUUUAUUUCUGCAAUCCAGUUAUGUUUAUUACUUAAUAUGAUAUUUGUGUCUAUUUUGCCUGAGUUAGAAAGAAUGUCGUUAACGAAAACUAUAUAAGAAUCGAUCCAGUUUUUGAAGAUAAGAAUGUUUUUGUUGCAUUUGAUAAAUUUAUUACCCCGUAUUAUUCUCUCUCUUUUACCAUAGUGUCUAAUAACGUCAGUCUGGUUAACAGGAAGCGCUGUUUUAAUUGAAUCCAAAUAGGGAACACGCGUUUAUAAAAUUUUGAAAAUUUAUGUGUGUAUUUCAUCAGUGAUUUCAUCGAGUCGACGUUCAUAUGAAAAAAUAUGCAAUUAUCUCCAAAUUGAUUGAAAGGUUAAUCCACUAUGCUAAUUUAUUUUUAAUGAAACGAUGAAUGAAGUCUGUUGUUUUUUGUUUUUGUUUUUUUUCAUGUUAUUUUUACCGCUGUUAUUUUCACUGAAGUGAAAUUCUGAUAUGUUCACUACACUUCACCGCUCUUUUAUAUUUUGGUUUUCAUGUUGCUUAAUAAAAGAAACGUACAGUUUACCUUGACGAGUGAACAUGUUUGAAAUUAACUUUACAAAAUGACGUCACGAAAAUAGUGUUUUAUAGCAAUUUUUCAACACCAAUUCAAUAUAUAUUGUGCUAUUUCGCGUAAUGUAAACAGAAAAUGUGUUUUAUUUAUGUGAAAGAUCGAAAUUUAUUUCAUUGAGUCAUCACAAUUAGCAAUUGAUUUUUUUAACGAGUGGCUGAACCACAAGUGAUAAUAGAGUUUAUUGUUAAUACUCGGUGAAAUAUAUUCCGAUCUUACACGGAAAUAAAGUAUUUACUCUAUUUCUAACAUUUAUUCAUUUUUGAUCUUGGUAUGUUUUCCAAACUUGUGAUAAACUUGUUUUUGUUGUUGCUUUUCUGUGAUGUUUUGCAAGGUCAUUUUAAAUAUUUAAUUUGGAUAAACAUACAAUUUUUUUUUAGUUUACAUCACUUAAUCAUAAUGGGACUUAAAAGUCCAUAAUAAACACAACUUUACUGUUAUACACGUAGAAAAUCUAGUUAUUUCGUUGGAUUUUGUGCCAUUUAAAGGAGUCUAUUUUAAUGGUGCUGAUUUAUUUUAUUUCAUGAAUUUUUAAAUGGACUAGAAAGCUUUAUUAAAUUUAAUGGCUAUUACAGUUUAAACCGGUCCUUUCAAAAUACUAGUAUGAAACAAUGAGAUGAUAUGAAACAUAAACAUUUAAAAUUUAAUAUGGUUUCUAAAAACGUGUAUGUAAACAGAACAUGCAUACAAGUAAAUUUAACUAAAAUUUGAUGUAUCUGAUGCUUGCCUAUUUGAAAGGUGUACACAGAUAAAAAAUCAGAUUCUUACAGCUAGUGAUCGAGGCAUUUUAUUUUGUUUUUUUGGCAUUUUUUAAGAUAGUGUCAUUCGUUAUUUAAUACUUAAGUAUUGAAGCAAAGAAAGUGUUUUUUGCCCGGCCUUAAUAUCACAAAUCUCUGCCGACUGUUUUGAAAUGUAUUCAUUUUUUCAAAUGGUUUCUAAAUGGGAUAUUCUGUGCUUAAAUGGGGUAUUCUGUGCUUGUAUCGCAAACCGUCGAUGUCAGAUAAAGACUUUAAAAAGUAUUCCUCUAAUUGUUUGGAAAAAUGUUGAUAACUUUUGAACAUUUCAUCUGCAUAAGAGAUUUUAAUUAUGACUUACUGAAAAGACAUAAAUGUAAACAUCUCCCUUACAUUUGUGAUAACUUUCGGUUGGGGGAUGUUAUCUCUGAACCUACAUGUUUUAUGAAAAACUGCAGACCUACAUUUAUUUAUGUCAUCCUCACUAAUGCAACGUAUUUAUGUGUAACACUGUCAACUUUAAUUUCGGCCAUAGCGACUGUCACAACCCCAUAGCAACUAGUUUAAGAGUACAAUGUAAGCCAAUAAUGAAUAGAAGGUCAUACAUCAACUUUGACAACGACCCUUUAAAUUAAUUAUGGAUUAUAUAAAUUGGGCUCACGAAAACCUACUAAAACAAAUCAUUGACGAGCAUGCCCCAGUUAAAAACAAAACAACCCCCCCCCCGAAAAAAAGCACCAACUUUCAUAAAAUCUAGGUACCGUGAACUUAUUUACAAGGCUCGUCAAGCAAGUAACACCUAUAACAAAAAUCAGAGCAUGUCAAACUGGUUAAGCUGCACGAAGAACAGAAAUAUUAAAACCAAGGUCAAAAGGGAGUCCUUAGCUGUUUAUUUCCAAGAACGGUGAAGUUGAGGACCCAAAUGUAAAGUCUUUUGGCCGACAAUUUAACAUUUAUCUCACAAAAAACUACAAAUAAAUCUGAUAACCCAAUAAUACUCAAAGACAACAUGGGAAAUCCGUAUCUGACCAAAAGCUUGUGGCGAAAAAAUGAACUCAUUUUACAUGAAAUGAAUAAAGUCAAACAUAUUGGAAUAUCUGGAACUCAGCUUAGAGAUAAAGACAAAAAACAGGAAAAUUGCCAUGUCACCUAUUUUUCAUUACAACACGGUCACCGAUUAAGUAACGGAAAAUAAAUUGAUAUGUUAAAUCCAAAAAACAUUUGAAAAUGAAUAAAAACUAUGAAAUAAAACAAUAAGGGGCAACUAAUAUAUUUUUAUGAUUGUUUCAAAUUUAUAUAUCAAUAACAUCUGUCGAACACACAACUACUUGUGCCGUUUUUCUUCGGCUAGUAUUUGUUUGGUCGUUACACGUUGACACUUUCAAUAAACAUUCUUACACAGAAGUAGGUUCAGAUAGUGUCAGGACAGUGACCUGGCGGAGAUUAGGAUGAUUAACAGUAGGUAAAGAUUCACCCAAUCUAAGGAACAACUAUGCGUUUGUACGCUACUGUUUCUGAUAUUAUCAGCAAAAUGUAGUAGUAUUUAAAUUACAUGAUAAAUUAAAUACCUCCUCUUAGCAAAACUUUACCAUGUUCUUUUUUCUAACAAAAUGAAUUAAUAAUAACAUUUUUACUAACUACACAUUAUUGUAUCAUGCUGUAAUUCUCAUGUACAUAAUGCUACUUAAAAUUUUGCUGUUUAAAGUGCAAACGAUUAUUCUUAAGCUGUACUCUUGUAAAAGCUUAUCAAUCUACAGCGGUGUAUAUCAACUAGAGGAACAGUGCGCGUGUGGACUGGCCGUACAGUUGUGACACUAGUUGAUGUUAUCAUUGUAUUCAGUGCUCUAAUCUAUCUUAAUUUUUGUAAUUGUAUGCAUGAAUAUAAUAAGAAACGGCUUUUAAAAAUCUUGUUCCAAUAUUGUACCCAUUUAAAACUAUGUACUUUUAUUUACAGGUCACCAGCUCAUUGUCAUGUUUUGAUAUAUUACGUAUGUUUGUUAUUCAUGUAUGAAAAAAAGCUCUUUG
Molecule: messenger RNA, 7718 nt
Organism: Mya arenaria
Lineage: Eukaryota; Metazoa; Mollusca; Bivalvia; Myida; Myidae
Exons: 16
Coding region: 162-2561 (799 amino acids)
Biological process (GO): regulation of apoptotic process
Source: RefSeq, a predicted model, not a curated record